AACCCUAACACUUACACUAACACUUACACUAACACUCACACUCAUACAUGCGCGUGCAGAGAGAGAAUGGGCAUUCAUGAUUAAGAACACAUACUUGUUACAAUAUCACGACAUUUUACAUAACAUUGUAUUUCCCGUUUUAAAAUCAUUAGAUUUGUGUCAAAAUGUUUCCACAACCUGUUAAAUAUAUUUUGAGAUAUGCCCUGGCUUGUAACAAUGCGUUAUGUACGGUGUUAUAGCCUUGAAUAUCUUGUGUCCUGAUGUCUGAACAUGAGAAAUAUAUAUGUUUGAAGAGAUAAGUACUUCACGCAGAACUCGAGCACCUACCACCAGUAUUCUGCAGACGACAGUUAGCAGUCAUGUCGCAUCGUCAUCCAACCCAACAGAAGCCGCAACAGAAUACACAACAGAGAGAACAGAUAAGGAGUCGCCAUCCAGAAACACCCUGGUUCCUCUGAUUGGUGGAGCUGCUGGCGGCGGGAUCGUCUUAUUGGUUCUCGUCAUCACUGGAUGUGCUCUUUACAGAUGGAAGAGUGGGAUGAACCAUCCUGAUGACGGACAAGCGGCGACAUAUCCCAACAGACAACCAGAAAUGCUGUGGCAGCUGAAAUGA
This is a messenger RNA of Haliotis rubra (blacklip abalone), 613 nucleotides long. RefSeq lists its product as uncharacterized. NCBI's taxonomy places the organism in Eukaryota, Metazoa, Mollusca, Gastropoda, Lepetellida, Haliotidae. The record is from RefSeq and is a predicted model, not a curated record. The transcript is spliced from 4 exons. The coding region runs from base 284 to 613 and encodes 109 amino acids.